AUGGAUUCCCGAUCGCGCAUGGUGACGGGCGCGUCGUCACCAACACCAAAGACUCUGCUCGACUCCCUAACGAGUGCUCUUGUCAACCGGGAAGCGAAAUCGGCCCGCCGGAGACUCACUGUCUUGCCUCGGACAGCGGCUGAUUUUUCUUCCAACGACUUCCUUUCUCUGUCAACAUCACCGGCCUUCAGGAAUCGUUACCUAGCGCAUCUGAAUGGCACUCCUGAAUCCUUUCCUUUUGCCAGUGGCGGAUCUCGACUGCUAGAUGGGAACUCUGCCUAUGCCGAAGAUCUGGAGCGCUUUGUGGCCGACUUCCACGAUGCUCCCACGGCCCUUCUGUUCAACUCUGGCUAUGAUGCCAAUGUAGGAGUCAUGUCCAGCAUUCCUCAACCGGGAGAUCUCAUCGUGUACGAUGAGCUGGUUCAUGCAAGUGCCCGUGAGGGAAUGCGGCUCUCCCGCGCAGGAGCAAGAAAGAUGUUCACGCAUAGCUCGCCAACGGCCCUAAGAGAUGUUUUGGCUACUGAGAUCAAAAAGGAUGCCAGUAUUCAAAAUGGCGCUCGGAAUGUCUUUAUUGUCGUUGAGUCGCUUUACAGCAUGGAUGGAGAUGUGGCUCCUAUCAAGGAGUUUAUUCAAGUGGUGGAUGAGUUGCUUCCACUUAAAAACGGUUACUUUAUUGUCGAUGAGGCACAUGCAACUGGUGUCUUCGGACCUCGCGGCGCCGGUGUGGUACAGCAUCUCGGCGUUCAGGAUCGGAUGUUUAUUCGCGUGCAUACGUUUGGAAAAGCACUCGCGAGUCACGGAGCAAUGGUGCUCUGCGGUCCUGAGACAAGAGAUUACUUGAUCAACUACGCUCGCAGCCUCAUUUAUACAACUGCUCUUGGCUUCCCUUUUCUCGCAUCUAUCCGUACCGCGUACGAACUCCUAUCUUCAGGGAAAACCGAAUCAUUACGAACUCGGGUUCAGCAACUGAUCAGACACCUCCAUCAGCGCUUAGGCGGUCUCCAAAUAAACCAAUCUGUUAUGUUCGAAGUUGAUCAUUUCCCCACAUCCCCCAUCUUCUCACUACGCACAUCGCAGCCGCGUCAAUUGGCGAGUGCGUGCCAAGAAGCAGGCUACAUUGUCCGUGCCAUCAUGCCACCCACUAUCCCAGAGGGUAGUGAACGAGUACGAGUCUGUCUGCAUGCAGGUAAUACAGAGGAGGAAAUUGACGGCUUGGCGCGAACGAUCCAAUUAUGGUUAGAUGGAGGUUGGACGAGCCGAGGGGCGAAAUUAUGA
This is a messenger RNA of Penicillium daleae, 1275 nucleotides long. RefSeq names its product aminotransferase class I/II-fold pyridoxal phosphate-dependent enzyme. Gene Ontology annotation, molecular function: pyridoxal phosphate binding; transferase activity. Bases 1 to 1275 code for a protein of 424 amino acids. Gene Ontology annotation, biological process: biosynthetic process. The transcript is spliced from 3 exons. Lineage: Eukaryota; Fungi; Ascomycota; Eurotiomycetes; Eurotiales; Aspergillaceae. The record is from RefSeq and is a predicted model, not a curated record.